CCGAACCUAUCAUCCCAUCUAUGCCCAUUUCUUACACACUCCUCCUAACUGCAUUGCGCGACCAAACGGCGCCAAAAUGGAAAAUCCCCCAAUUUUCCUAGCAAAAUGAAACAAGAUCGAUUGUGGAAAUUGCAAUAAUUUCUUCCAAACAGAUGGAAUGUGAAAUGGGUACAGAUGGGUCCAUCUCAACGUUGGCAGGCGUGAAUUCGCUCCGGUCUGUAUUCUGUUGAUGUAUCUUGAUUGCAUUUCAUGGGGCUGUUUUGGCUGCGUCUGGAUGCACGAAUGAAUUGAAUUGCAAGCAUUCGGGUUUUAGGCAGGAAGAAAAGGACAAAAAGAAUGGAGGAGAAGACUCUGGUGGUAGUCCAUGACUCAUCCUCCUUACAUGAUGCCGGCAUGUUCGGCUAUCCAGACCAUCCAAAUUGCAGGGAAUGGCAGGAGUGGAAAGUCCUUCAUUGAGAAAUGGCAAUGCGGCCACCAAGUCCUUAAAGAAACGGGAUUUGGAAGACGGCAUUUCUUCUGUUGAUACUGCCAACUGCAAGCGUCAGAAAGUCUCCGCCAUUCGGGAUUUCCCAAGUAGUUGUGGGCGGUUCGCUGCAAGAAUCAAAGAAAAAAUUACUCAACUCGGUGCAGUUAUUGGCGCUUUUGUAGGACCGACUGAAUCGCUUGAGUCAUCAAAUCAUUUGGACCAAACUGAAGUUUCUGGCUCAUCCCAAAUUUUGAAAGGUGAAACAGCUGAAUUUCCAAUGAUUUUGGAUCAGACUAAAUUGAACGGAUCAUUGUUGGAGACUCCAAAACGUGAAAUCAGUUUGUGUCUGCCCCAAGAUUCUGUUCAGCCUGACACGUGUGAGUCGUCAAAGGUUUCAGAUCAACAUUGUUUGUCUGUUUCUGCUGUUGAAGAAACAGAAGAACACGUGGCGAAAAGAUAUCCUCUCCGGAGAAGAAUCUCCUCCAGUCGAGAUUUUCCACAGGGUUGUGGAAGAAAGGCUCGACGCAUGAGCAAGGAGGAACGCCUUAAAGUGAUUGCUUCUUCUGGAAGCAAGAGUGGCAGCAAUAAUAAUUAUGCUGGGGACGAUGGCCCAUCACUCAAGAUGGCUAGGACUGUCAAUACUGGAAGAAACGGGGUUAACUCAAGAAUGGAGGAUACAAAAGAAGUCACUACAAUCACUGCAAUACAGGAAGUUGUAUCUUGGCAGGAGAAACUGGUUGAGGAAUCUGCAGGACCCAGCAAGGACAAGAGUUCAAACAGGAAGUUCAUGGGGGAAGAAAAAAAUGUCACUGAAAAUCGAUCUCAAGGAGAUGGGUUUACAUGUUUUGAAUCUUUUGGUGAUAGAAUGAUGGUGCAGGCCCCGGUGGGUGCAGCAAACCAUCCUUGGGGGCAGGGAAAGCUGCAGUUGCAUGCAACUAGUGUCAGCUAUGGUAUGGCUAUAGACACAUUUAAGAAGGAUGGUGGUGAUCUUUCGUGGAAGUCAAAAGCCUCCAGAGGAAAAAUGGCUGCAAGGAAAUCGCAUUGUAUGGAAAAGACUGCUUCCCAGGAGAGGAACAAAAAAGAUAUCAAGGACGAGGACAAUUCUCUGCCACCUGAUGAAUGUGUUCCUGUUGCUCAAGAGUCACAAGAGAUAAGAAUGAAUGUUGUUCCAUCUGUCCCUCCUAAUUCUAGUGCUAAAGGCCACGAUGCCCGUCACAAAGUUAGAGAGACUCUACGCCUUUUCCAGGCGACAUUUAGGAGGCUUUUGAGAGGAGAGGAAGCAAAGAGGGGACAAGGGAAGGCCAUUAGGCGAAUCGACCUAGCUGCUAGUAAGCUUCUCAAGGAAGCGAACAAGUGUGUGAACACUGGCAAGCCAAUCUUCGGAAGCGUGCCCGGGGUCGAAAUUGGCGAUGAGUUCCGCUACAGGGUGGAGCUUUCCAUCAUUGGCCUUCAUCGGCCUUAUCAAGGUGGCAUAGAUUACACAAAGGUAAGGGGAAGGAUUCUGGCUACGAGUGUUGUGGCUUCUGGGGGUUAUGCCGAUGACAUGGACGAUGUGGAUGUGUUGGUCUACUCGGGACAAGGAGGAAUUCCUUCGUGUAGAGAUAAGCUGCCAAAAGAUCAAAAGCUCGAGCGUGGAAAUCUGGCACUGAAAAACAGUAUAGACGCCAAAAGACCUGUUCGGGUCAUCCGUGGAUAUAAAGAAACUAAAGGCAGCGAUUCCCACGAUGCAUGGGCAAAGACAGGUAUAACAUUCACUUACUAUGGGCUGUAUUGGGUUGAGAGGUUUUGGCAGGAGGACGGGGAUCAUGGGUUUAAAGUUUUCAAGUUUGAGUUGAGAAGAAUGCCAGGGCAGCCCGAUCUUGCUUUGAAAGAAGCAAAGAAGUCAAAAAGAUCGGCGGUGCGUGAAGGCCUUUGUUUAGAUGAUAUUUCUAAUGGAGGGGAGAGGAUACCCAUCUGUGCAGUGAAUACAAUUGACAGUCAGCAUCCAUUGCCUUUCAAAUACAGAACCAAGAUGGUCUAUCCUUCUUGGUGCCAGCCAACUCUUUCAAAAGGUUGUGACUGCACCAAUGGAUGCUCAGAUAAAGAAAAGUGUAUCUGUGUAAUUAAGAACGGAGGGGAGAUUCCUUUCAACCAUGACGGAGCCAUUGUAGAGGCCAAACCCCUUGUUUAUGAGUGUGGUCCAUCUUGCAAAUGCCCCCCAUCUUGCUACAACAGAGUUAGCCAGCAUGGUAUCCGAUUCCUGCUAGAGAUCUUCAAGACCAAAUCAAGGGGUUGGGGAGUCAGAUCCCUAAACUCUAUUCCGUCUGGCAGUUUUGUAUGUGAGUAUACAGGGGAGCUGCUUGACGAGAAGGAGGCUGAACAAAGGACCGGUAAUGACGAAUAUCUGUUCGAUAUUGGGCGGAACUACAAUGACCAUUCACUCAUCCCGAACUUGCAUCCAGCUGCUUCUUGCGAAGUGGCGUCAGAUUCGGGCUUCACCAUUGAUGCAGCUGAGUACGGCAGCGUGGGAAGAUUCAUCAAUCAUAGUUGUUCUCCUAACCUUUAUACGCAGAAUGUCCUUUAUGACCACAAUGACAAAAGAAUUCCGCACAUAAUGCUCUUCGCUGCCGAGAAUAUCCCGCCCUUGCAGGAAUUAACGUACGACUACAAUUAUACAAUUGGACAAGUUCAGGAUUCGGAUGGCAAUGUAAAGGAGAAGAUUUGCUACUGUGGUUCUAAUGAAUGCAGUGGGAGGCUGUAUUGAGAAGAUUGUACAUGAGUGCAUGAUGCCCAUGUAAAAAUAGAAAAGAUUUGGGUUUUGGAGCAGCGGGAGUUCCUUACGUGUUGUUUGUUAGAAGCGGCUACUGACAGCCAUGUUAUGAAAAUGCAUUCCUUGUUGGAUAUAUGCUCGAAUGAAGCUAUUAUCAGGCGAAGUUUGCAAUUCAGAUGGAAAUGUAAAGGAGAAAAAUGGUUGUUGUGGUUCUCACAAGUGUAAUGUAUGGUGGAGAUUGUUCGUGAACUUGAGGUAUGAACAUAAAAAUAGAAAAGAUUUGGUUUUUUUCAGGGAAGCAGGGAUUCGUUAGCUGUUGUGUUUGAAGUUGCUACUGACACCAAUGUAAUCAUAAAUUUACUAGUCUGUUGGAUUUUGCUCUACUAAAGCGGUAAUCAGGUUCUGAAAGGUACUUUUACUCCCAUUGCUGCUUUUAUUUUAUAUAUUUUACUCAUUUGUGUGCAAA
Messenger RNA from Magnolia sinica, 3681 nucleotides. Its product is annotated as histone-lysine N-methyltransferase, H3 lysine-9 specific SUVH5-like. Gene Ontology annotation, cellular component: nucleus. The transcript has 5 exons. Gene Ontology annotation, molecular function: zinc ion binding; protein binding; histone methyltransferase activity. The record is from RefSeq and is a predicted model, not a curated record. Lineage: Eukaryota; Viridiplantae; Streptophyta; Magnoliopsida; Magnoliales; Magnoliaceae. Bases 429 to 3209 code for a protein of 926 amino acids.